AUGACCGGCUCCUCGGCCGCUCGCGGGAAGGCGAAGAAGCUCGUGACGGACGACUUACUCGACGUGGCAAAGCAUCAGAGCGUGCUAGAGGAGACAUUGCGCGCGCACCGGGCAGAGAUAGCGCGGCUGCAGAUAGGGCGCGACGAGUUGCCCUCGAAAUUUUAUUGCUGUAUCACAACCGAAGUGAUGAGCGAUCCGUGCAUGGCCGCGGAUGGGCAUACGUACGAGGUUCGUCGCCCGCGUCCCGUCUCGCGUGCAUCGAUCGGUCGUUGACGCCCCGCCCCGCGCAGCGCUGCGCGAUAGAUCAAUGGUUUGCUACUGGUGCGCGCACAUCUCCCACCACCAACGAGCCGCUGGCGUCGCUCCAGCUCAUACCGAACCACGCUCUGAGGGCAAUGAUCGUCGAGGAACUCGAGCGGCGCGGCGGGCACGCCUCUUAG
Messenger RNA from Pelagomonas calceolata, 440 nucleotides. Lineage: Eukaryota; Pelagophyceae; Pelagomonadales; Pelagomonadaceae. The record is from the annotation of a GenBank genome assembly.